Molecule: messenger RNA, 1318 nt
Organism: Sinocyclocheilus anshuiensis
Lineage: Eukaryota; Metazoa; Chordata; Actinopteri; Cypriniformes; Cyprinidae
Product: guanylate-binding protein 1-like
Exons: 8
Molecular function (GO): GTPase activity; protein dimerization activity; GTP binding
Source: RefSeq, a predicted model, not a curated record
AUGGCUGAGAUUGAAGCAGACAUUGACUCGUACCGCAAAGAGACCUCUAUCUCACUUUUCGCUUGUCCUCUCGAUUGGUGGAGAAGCAACUCACAUCAUUACCCACUGCUGUCAACCUUGGCCAAGUCAUAUCUCUCUGUCCCAGCAACCUCAGUCCCAAAGUGCGUGAGCGAGUCAGGGGACUCGAAGCAUGACACAAACAUCUUCUGUCUGGCUGUGUUACUGAGCAGCACUCUGGUCUACAACAGUCGAGGGACGAUCGACAACAGGGCUGUAGAGGAGCUGCAAUAUGUUACUGAACUAACAGAGUGCAUCAAGGUCAAAUCAUCAGACGAGGAUGUUGAUGAUUCAAAUGAGUUUGUGAAGUUCUUCCCUAGUUUCAUCUGGGCAGUGAGGGACUUCACCCUGGAGCGAAAGAUUGAUGGCAAAGAUGCAACAGAGAAUGAUUAUCUAGAGUUUGCUCUGAAGCUGAAACAUGGAACAUCAAAAAAAGUGAUGGAGUACAACCUUCCCAGGGAGUGCAUCCAAAAAUUCUUCCCCUCCAGGACGUGCUUCAUGUUCUCGUUUCCAACCGCCCCAGAGAAUGUGUCUCGUCUGGAGAGAUUGGAUCCUGCUGACCUUUCCACUGAGUUCCUGGAGGUUACAGGACGUUUCUGCAAGUUUGUCUUUGACAAGAGUCAUGUGAAGAAGCUGAAGGAUGGAUACACAGUCACUGGCAGAGUUCUGGGUCAUCUAGCAAAAACAUACGUUGACACCAUCUCUAGUGGGGCUGUGCCGUGUCUGGAGAAUGCUGUGAUCGCCAUGGCAAUGAUUGAGAAUCAAGCUGCGGUGAAGGAGGGGCUUGAGGUGUACCAGAGUGGAAUGGAGAAGCUGAAGAACUCCUUCCCUCUGGAGUUAAAGCUUGUGUCCUCGGAACACCAACGUCUCAGUGGCAUGGCAACACAAACCUUCAUGACUCGAUCUUUCAGGGACACUGACGGGAAGCACCUGAAAUCUCUAGAGGAAAAAGUUAAUGAACUCUUUGAUGGAUACCUGUGCCAAAAUGAGCAAGCUUCUAAGAAAAGAUGCGAGGAUCUUCUGUCAUCCCUCUCAGCAACAAUGACUAAAAAACUCAAAGAGGGCGUCUAUGCUAAAUCUGGUGGCUAUGAUCUCUUCUGCAAGGAUCUGGAGGACAUUUUGAAGAAAUACAACAGUCAGACCAAUAAAGAAGUCAAGGCUGAAGCGGUCUUAAAGGUGUUUCUGAAGCAGAAGUCUGUGGAUUCUAAAGCUAUUCUGCAGGCUGACAAAAAACUGACUGAGAAGGAAAAAAAGAUUAACG